Huiozyma naganishii CBS 8797 is the source of this 672-nucleotide messenger RNA. RefSeq lists its product as uncharacterized. The coding region runs from base 1 to 672 and encodes 223 amino acids. NCBI's taxonomy places the organism in Eukaryota, Fungi, Ascomycota, Saccharomycetes, Saccharomycetales, Saccharomycetaceae. The record is from RefSeq and is a predicted model, not a curated record. The transcript has a single exon.
AUGAGAUUCACUAAUAUAAUUCAAGGUCUACUUGUCCUGUCUGGACUACAAGCGGUUCAAGGCAAAUGGUACAGGCCAAAGCAGCACAUAAGAGACUCCUACCAAGAAGCUAUCUCUAAUAUGCUGGAUAAAUUGGCACCUUAUUCCACUGGUGAAUUUAGGGAUGAGGUUGCCAACAUCACAGCACAAAGUUCCGAGGUUCUGAAAACUUAUGGAGACUUUGUGUUUCCUCUCCCAAUUGUGGAGGGAAUCCUGGCCAACAAGAUGAAACUAUUAGAGGCCCAUCCUGAGAAUGUUACAACAAUCUUGAAUAACAUCCAAGAUGGGCUUCAGUUUGCCAUCGAAACAACUCCAGACUUUUACCUGGAGAAAGUUAAAGAGUACAUAAAGGGUAAAUUAAAACUACAUGAACUUCUGCCCUCAGACUACUUUGAAAGUGGAGAGUUAGAAGAAAUUGGCUCUCCGAUGGAGUUUUUAACAUUGGCAAGGACGCCAAGGCACCCGAGACUGGAAUCGUUUCUCAGGGGACUCAUAGCAGUGAUGGCCCUGUUAGGCGGGGCAAUGGCGCUGUGCGGGUCACUGGGGAAAUACCAGUGCAAGAUGAUUUUAAUGGUCACGGCAUUGACAAUUCUAGUUUGGUCCUUACACCUUCGCAGAGAGUUUGGUGUGUAG